UUUGCAGCUGCAGGUUUCGGCUGUGCCGCCUUGCAACCCGAUUUUGCGCUUGCAUUUGCAGGUUUCGGCGAGGUUUUAUGCUGCUUGGCCCGAGCCGCUUUAUUGAAUCGGUUGCCGAUCGCUUUGCCCCAGAGCGGGGCAGAUCUGAGGAAUCAGGAGCCCCUGGUCCCCGGCGUGUAUCUGGACUUUGUUUCCUUUCCGCGCUCGUUCCUCUCCGAAGAAGCUGGGCUUCAGUCGUCACUGAAUUCUGGAACUUUUGAGUGCCACAUGUGGUUGUUAAAGAAGUGAAUCUCGAGGAAGGAAAGAUGAGUAAAAGCAAAGAUGAUGCACCCCACGAACUAGAGAGCCAGUUUAUCUUACGUCUACCUCCGGAAUAUGCUUCAACAGUAAGGCGGGCUGUGCAGUCUGGACACGUCAACCUGAAGGACAGGCUGACAAUUGAGUUACACCCUGAUGGACGUCAUGGAAUUGUAAGAGUGGACCGUGUUCCAUUGGCCUCAAAAUUGGUAGAUCUGCCCUGUAUUAUGGAAAGCUUGAAAACCAUUGAUAAAAAAACCUUUUACAAGACUGCUGAUAUCUGCCAGAUGCUUGUAUCCACAGUGGAUGGUGAUCUGUAUCCUCCUGUUGAGGAACCAGUUGCUACUACUGAUCCCAAAGCAAGCAAGAAAAAGGAUAAGGACAAAGAAAAAAAGUUCAUAUGGAAUCAUGGAAUUACUCUGCCUCUAAAAAAUGUCAGGAAAAGAAGAUUCCGAAAGACAGCAAAGAAGAAAUAUAUUGAAUCACCAGACGUAGAGAAAGAAGUUAAGCGAUUGCUUAGUACAGAUGCUGAAGCUGUCAGUACUCGUUGGGAAAUAAUUGCUGAAGAUGAAACAAAAGAAACAGAAAAUCAAGGCCUUGAUAUCUCUUCUCCAGGAAUGUCUGGCCACAGACAGGGCCAUGAUUCAUUAGAACACGAUGAGCUGAGGGAGAUUUUCAAUGACCUCAGUAGCAGCAGUGAAGAUGAAGAUGAGACACAACAUCAAGAUGAAGAAGAUAUAAACAUUAUUGACACUGAGGAAGAUUUAGAAAGACAGCUUCAGGACAAGCUAAAUGAAUCAGAUGAACAGCAUCAUGAAAAUGAGGGAACUAAUCAGCUGGUUAUGGGAAUUCAGAAACAGAUUGAUAACAUGAAAGAUAAGCUCCAAGAGACUCAAGACAGAGCAAAACGACAGGAGGAUCUCAUCAUGAAAGUGGAAAACCUGGCUCUCAAGAACAGGUUUCAAGCUGUGCUGGAUGAACUCAAACAAAAGGAAGACCGAGAGAAGGAGCAGCUCAGCUCUUUGCAAGAAGAAUUAGAGUCACUUCUAGAAAAGUGAGAAGAGGCAGACUGGACACACUAAAGAAAAAUCAUGACUUUAUUAGCUGAACUAACUUUAACAUUUCUUCCACUGCCUUUUACUGCAUUUGUCUUAGUGAAGUUUCAGUUAUUACUGAAAACUUUUAGUUAGGAUUUCAUAAUGGGACUGGUUAUUACUUUAUAGUAGUACCUGUUUCUUCUGCUGUCUUAUAUGGACUUUGGCUUAGUGACAAUUUUUUUUAUCUGAUUUGUUUUACAGAAUCAUUGUGUGAAAUUUUUAUCAUGUAAGAAAAAGCAAUUUAUAGGGAGAUAAACAGUUACAGGAUAGUUAGAUGAUAAGGAGAAUGAAUAGUUCAAUUUUUAUAAUCAUAGCUUUACUGCAGAAUUAAGCUGUUAGUGCUCUGUUGUGCCAAAUGGUUUAGAAAGAGACUGUUUCUGAGGUAAUGAAGCUAAUUUAUAUAUGUAUUUCUUUGCAGUGGAUACUUUUUCAGUGAUUCAAAACAGUUUUACAUAUGUAAAUACUUUAUUUCAUAAAUAUUUUUGAAAUAACAAAAGCAAAGUAAAUAAAAAACUUUUUUUU
Messenger RNA from Suncus etruscus (white-toothed pygmy shrew), 1916 nucleotides. It is a transcript of the gene TAF7, whose product is annotated as TATA-box binding protein associated factor 7. Gene Ontology annotation, biological process: RNA polymerase II preinitiation complex assembly; transcription initiation at RNA polymerase II promoter; regulation of transcription by RNA polymerase II. Gene Ontology annotation, cellular component: transcription factor TFIID complex. The record is from RefSeq and is a predicted model, not a curated record. Gene Ontology annotation, molecular function: RNA polymerase II general transcription initiation factor activity. Bases 306 to 1355 code for a protein of 349 amino acids. The transcript is spliced from 2 exons. NCBI's taxonomy places the organism in Eukaryota, Metazoa, Chordata, Mammalia, Eulipotyphla, Soricidae.